This is a messenger RNA of Amphiprion ocellaris (clown anemonefish), 3315 nucleotides long. RefSeq names its product angiopoietin-related protein 7-like. The record is from RefSeq and is a predicted model, not a curated record. NCBI's taxonomy places the organism in Eukaryota, Metazoa, Chordata, Actinopteri, Pomacentridae. The transcript is spliced from 7 exons. The coding region runs from base 262 to 1800 and encodes 512 amino acids.
CACACACACGCAAACACACACAUGGGGAUGCUUUUCUGUUGAGGUCAAUUCAGUGCUGGGAAAUGGCAGCAGAUCUUCAACGGUUCUUCACCAUUCUGAAUCGAAGUCUGCAACUGACGAGAAACUCUGGGCAAAGUCUGGACGUCAUUUUGCUGCUAUGACAUUGAGCCCUGAUGUUGAUCCACUGAUUGAAACUGCCUUCAAGUUACCAUGGAUAAAAGCCAACAGCAACCAGUUUGGUCUAGUUAUUGAACACUCAGGAUGAAGUUGCAAUCCAUGUUACUGGUUUUAGUCUUACUGACUGGUUCAUGUUUCCAGCUUGUUAGUGGUGAUUUUGUGGCCUCAGAUGAACACUCUGACGAUAGACAAGUGGAGGAUGUACACCCCAGCAUCCGCACUGAAACAAACGCAGACGACCCGGAUGUGCACAGGGAAACAAACUGGGAUGUACCAGAUAUGAGCGAGGACAACUAUGGCGAUGCUGACUGGCAUCCGCCUUCCUCCCUGCUAGAAACACACUCUGACCUGACACCAGACGCUCCCUUGGUAAUUCGCAGCGACAACACCGGUCCUGAUGAUGGAACCAACCAAUCCUGGAACCAGACUGUUGGCAGUUCAUCAACACAUUGUGGCGAGUUCAGCAGCCAGUUGACCUCUAAUGGUCAGUGCCGGCUGACAGCGAACCUGCCUCCGGUGGGAACUUCGCAAAAACGCUGCCCAGACAUGUUUCGAUGUACAGAUGAUGUCUCUUAUUGGCUCAAUGAGAACCGGAACAGGAAGGAGCAGCUGAAGGAGCUCAGGGAGACGAUGUCCGAGCUGCAGGAAGAGCUGAGGAACCACCGACAUCGAGUCAAAGCCCUGGAGAUGCAGAAUGAAGAAAGCCUUAAUCUAAACUUGACCUUCCACCAGCGGUUGCGUUCUCUGGAGUUGCGUCACGCCGAGGCCGACACGCUGCUCCACGUUCAUGCGGCACUGCUGCACGAGCUGCAGGCGCAACUACGCAACCUGUCAGCUACCGUGCGAGGCAUGAACCGCAACACUGGCUGCACGGUCAGCAUGGUCAGAGCCACGCCGCCACUCGGCAUGCGAGACACACUGCCACCAGAUGGACAGUACCUGUCUUUCUGUCCAUCCGACUGUGCGUCUCUGUUUCAUAAUGGUGUUCGUCGUUCUGGCGUUUACACCAUUGUGAUGUCGCCAGGCGGCACCCUCCCUGUCUACUGCGACAUGGAGACAGAGGGUGGGGGCUGGACAGUAUUUCAGAGGCGCCGCGACGGUUCAGUGAGUUUUAACCGCGCCUGGUCGGAGUACCGCGAAGGCUUUGGUGAGCCGCGAGGAGAACACUGGCUGGGCAACCAACACCUCCACCUGCUGUCCAACCAGGGAUCCUACAGCCUCCGCAUCGACCUGCAGGACUGGGGCCACGCCCACAGACACGCCCUCUACCACACCUUCAGGAUAGAGGAUGAGGAGAACCACUAUCGCCUCCAUGUGUCCGGUUUCAGCGGGACUGUGGAGGAUUCGUUUGGUUGGUAUCACGACCAGCAAGGUUUCAGCACUCCAGACACCGGCAACAUCUGUGCCGAGAUCAGCCACGCUGGCUGGUGGUUCCGCCAGUGUUUCUACGCCAACCUCAACGGUGUCUACUACAAGGGGGGGCGCUACUCUCUGAAAGCUCAGAACCUGCUGGGGCCGGAUGGCAUCGUCUGGUUCUCCUGGAAGGACUCAGACUUCUACUCUCUGAAGGCGGUCACCAUGAUGAUACGACCACGCAACUUCAGACCACGCCUGUCGCCAUAGUGAUGGAGCCUUGUCACCAUUCAACAACUGUUUCUAACCAGAAACCAAAAGACGAAUGACUUCAAAGACUCUAAAGGCAGCCAGAAGUACUUACUAGAGCAAUGAGUUUGUAUUGAUCCACUGCUGAAAAUAGUCGCUGACAAAUGCAUCCUCCUGUAACUGUUCCUAAAAUCUGCAGUCACCAGCUCUUUUAGGAAGUUACAGAGCAUUUUUAAGUAAAAUUAUAUAUUUUUUACCUUUUUUUUAAAGUUUUUUUUUCUUUUUUAAUUGGUCUGCAUUUAUUCUCAUUGUUUAACUCCACAAAAGAGGUGUCAGCAUUUUGUGAGAUUGAUGCAUAUUUUAGUCUUGCAGCCAAAUAUUUUAAUAUUUAGUGUAUGUGUGUGACCAUCACCAGCCCUCCCUGAAAGCAGACAUUCUUUAUUAGAAUUCCCUAUUAUGAGCGAGGGAGGGCAGUGCUACACCUCAGUGAUGUGUGGGGGAAACAAAGACUGGACAGGACGAACAGGACGAACAGGGAUAGAAACUAACAGGUGGUGCUAUUACAAUUGAAGAGUGUCAGGUGCUGUGUUAUUCCUGACUACUGAUUGCCCAUCAAUAAAAUAAAUUCAACAAAUAAACGGUAUUAAACACCAUAAUUGUGGAUGUCUUGACAGUAUAGAAUAGAAUAAGCCGGAAGAGGAUACUAGUGAAAGAGAGAAUGAGUUUAGUGUAGAGACUCUGGAGAGAGUCUCAGCACAUUCUGCCGGGUCCGAUCAUUUGUCAACAAUGGGACUCGACAGGAGCUGGCGAGACCUGAUUAAACAUGAAAGUGUGAAGGACCCCGAAGCCCAGAACAGCAAUCAUGGCAAGGCAGGGCCAAGCCAACAGGGCACCACUUCCCUCAGGCCGCAGGAGCCACAGGGCGGCACCCCCAGAGAGCCACCGUGAACCACGAAGACCCCUGGUAGAUAUUUGUGUCUUCAGCAGGCAGUGGUUUAGAGUAACUAAGUACAUUUAUUCAAGUACUGGACUUUUGGUGCUUGUACUUGAGUAUUUCCAUUUUAUGCUGCUUUCUCCUUCUACUCAUCUACAUUUCAAUGGGAAAUUUUGUACUUUCUACUCAUAUCACAUUUUUCUGAAAGCUUUAGGUUAUUUUUAAGUACAGGAACCAAACUAGGACUUUUCCUUAAAUAUUUUUAACUAUAUUUUGCUGCUACUUUUACUUACAUUGGAUGUUUAAUGCAGGACUUUUACUUGUAAUGAAGUUUUUUUAAUUUGUUGUAUUAAUACUUUUUUUUGAAGUGCAGGAUUUUUACAGACAAGAAACGAUAGCUAGUACUGAAAGGGCACCAUGUGGUUGGUUUGAAGGAAUUCAAGAGCAAAUACAGAUUUAAAGUGGUCAUUAAGUACCAAAAAUACCUGAAUAAUACCUCAUUUCACAGCCAAUAUCCAGCAAUCUAAUAUGUAAAUAGUAAAACUGUUAUUUUUAUGCCUUGGUUUUUAAAUAAACGAUACAUGUUAAUGAGUGAGCUUUAA